AUGUUUUCAGCGCCACCGGUCAGUGCUGGCGAGCAGCCGAUUCUAAAUGCCCUGAUAACCAUCCGCAACCGGCUUGCGGCGCUGAAGAAGGACCGCGGCAACUACUACAAAGCGGAUGAGAUCGUGGGCAUGUACAACGAGCUGCUUCUGAUGGUGCAGGAGCUGCAGGCGACGCGUAUUUCCGAGCAUCACGACGACGACUCCUUCAAGAACCGCGUGGACUCGGUGCUGGACGAGUGCUUCCAGCUGUUCUCGCUGUUCUACCUGGCGCUGGGCAAAAACAAGGAGAUCCCGGCGACCUAUGUGCAGCUUGUUACCAUUAAGCAGAACUUUGAGCUGCUGAACGAGACCGGAAUCUACACCGACGCCGAUUUGGCGCCGUUCCAGAAGCGGCUUGCGGAGAUUCGGAAUCUGGUGAACACAGAAAUAGCCAAGGAGGAUGGCGACGACCUAAAGGCAAUCGGCAAGCAGCGCCCCGAGAUGCUGCUGGUGUCGCGGCGGCUGCGGCAGUGCGAGAGGGAGCUGGCGGCGCUGGAGCACACAACGCAGGUGAUCAGCGACGAGCUGACGCCGACGUACGAGGAGCUGGUGAAGAUCCGGCGGCGGCUGGCGGCGCUGUCGCUGCAGCCGCACGAGACGGCGAUCGGAGAGGCGCGCGAGGUGCAGAAGCGGCUGAUUGAAAUCGACGACCAGCGGGUGAACGACCGGUUUGUGCUGCAGGACGGCUCGGUGGCGGCCGGGCAGACGCAGGUGGUGGGCCUUUUGGAAGAGUGCUUUGACAGCCUGCAUGAGGUGCUGGUGGAGGGCAGCUGCGUGCCUCCGGAUCUGGCGCCGGUGUACUCGCGGCUGCUGGAGAUCCGGGCGCAGCUGGACAAGCUGCUGCUGACGAGCCGGUGGACGCUGCGGGAGACGGACCUGUGGAGCUACCAGGUGCAGCUGCAGGAUAUCGAUGCGAUGCGGCGCAACGGGCAGUUCAAGGACUCGUCGGGGGAGCCGGCGCCGCAGCAGGCGCAGGCGGUGCUGAACUUUUUGCUGCACAAGUGCUACAACUACGUCUACAAGCUCUUGUCGUCGAGCGAGCCCGUGGCCGAGUCGCUGAUGCCCGUGCAUAACCAGCUGCGCACGCUGCGGCGGUGCCUGCUGGAGGUCAAAAAGUACGGCGGCCCGCUGACUGCGCGCGACCUGUAUCCCUACCAGAUGAAGCUGUCGAGCAUCGACAAUCUGCGGACCGACGGCAAGUUCCUCGACGAGGAGGGCCAUGUGCCUGAGGGCCAGGGCGUCGUCAUGUCGCUGCUCAACGAGUGCUACGAUCUGAUGUACGAGCUCAUGUCCACUGACGUCGACGAGUAA
Messenger RNA from Linderina pennispora, 1350 nucleotides. RefSeq lists its product as uncharacterized. Gene Ontology annotation, cellular component: nucleus; cytoplasm. The coding region runs from base 1 to 1350 and encodes 449 amino acids. The transcript is spliced from 3 exons. Lineage: Eukaryota; Fungi; Kickxellomycota; Kickxellomycetes; Kickxellales; Kickxellaceae. The record is from RefSeq and is a predicted model, not a curated record.